Molecule: messenger RNA, 1691 nt
Organism: Neocloeon triangulifer
Lineage: Eukaryota; Metazoa; Arthropoda; Insecta; Ephemeroptera; Baetidae
Gene: Eip63F-1
Product: calcium-binding protein E63-1
Exons: 5
Coding region: 265-900 (211 amino acids)
Molecular function (GO): enzyme regulator activity; calcium ion binding
Source: RefSeq, a predicted model, not a curated record
GGAGUAGUCAGCUUUUCGCACACCCGCCGCCCAACUCGCUCACAGCAGAGCCGCUUUCCGUCUCUUCCCUUGCCGCAAAAUCUUUGUUUGCCAUACAACAAGUGGCUCUCGUACACACUCGCGGUCACUACAUCCAUUCGCCGUCGAAUUAUUUCGUACUACAGCGAGGUCGUUGCUUUACUGGAAAGCCACCGCGUCUCCCCGCAACAGUAUUAAGAGAACGAAAGAUUUAAGUCUGAAAAGUUUUCAUCUACAUAAAGAAUAAUGCAGCGUGCGGCCUCAAGAAGUGCUGCCAGCCCAAAGCCGGAGAGCCCAGAGACCAGCCGACCCAUCAACAUUGAAAAGGAGUUGCAAAAAUUGCGAACUGCGUUUGGUUUGUUAGACCGUGACAGAGAUGGAAGGGUAACUGCAGGAGAACUGCAGCAUAUGUUGACAAAUUUAGGAAUCAACGUCAAUUCAGAAUUCCUCACCGAACUCCUUGCUCAGGCAAGUGAAUCUGGUGCAAGUUUGGUCAACGAGGCCGAGUUUUUGCAAUGGGUUACGGCCAUUGAGGCCGUGACCGCCGCCGCCGCCGGCACUUCCGAUGCCCCCGAGAGCCUGGCAAGCAGACUGAAUACCGUGUCCCUUGAUGAAGAGGACGCGAGUCAAGACCUGAUCGCGGCCUUCAGGGUCUUCGACAAGGACUCCAAUGGGUUUAUCACAAAGGACGAGCUAAGGUCAGCAAUGGAAAUUAUUGGUGAGCCGGUGACCGAAACUGAGCUGAAUGAAAUGCUUAGCAUUGCAGACAUUGACAGGGAUGGAAGAAUUAAUUAUGAAGGUGAAAGAUUUUCAAUUGUUUUAAAAUUUUUGAUUAUUUAUUUUGGUUUUCAAAUUCCAGAGUUUGCGAAAUUGCUGUCGUAAACGCAAGAGGCUGACUUAAAAUGGGUUUAAAAUUAUUUUACAAAAAAAUUCAAGUUGCGAAUUCUAUUCCUGAUGCUGUGAGAACAAAUUAAAAUAUACAUAUAUACUGUUUUUUUGUUAUAAGUAUUAACACAUAGGAGAUUGAAAUAAGAUAUGCGAUCGUUUGUAAAAAAGAAAUGUUUGCGCUUACCACUUUCUUAUUUUUAUAGUUCUCCUAUUUCUUUUAAAAAUGCCACAUUUUAAGAAAAAAUAAUAAUUUGUUUUUGAAUUUGAAUAAUCUAAUUCAAACUUUCUAUAUUUUUCUGUGUUUAUGCUGAGAUUAGUCUAGCAUGGUAAAUUUUAAAAAUGUGUAAAAAAAUUAUAUAAUAAAUUAUUAAAAAGAUAUGAAAAAGGUUAUUAUGCUAAAUUAUGUUGUAUUUUAUUCAUAUUCAGCAGUUCCUGGAAUAAUCAAAAAUAUUGACUAAGUUAAGUAGGUGUCAUUAAUUUGAAGCAAAACUAUUAAUUAAAAAUGAUUAAAACUUUUCCCCUGUAGGAUGCAUGACAAUGUCGUGAAUCUAGAAAUCAUGAUGAAAAAUAAGAAAAUUUAUUACAAAAUUGUAUAAUCUUCCUUAUUGUUAAAUUACCUGCACAUGAGGUGGAGCAGAAACGGCAAAAAUAAUGGCAUCAGCAACAUCUUUAGCUUUCAAAUUCGGUUCGUUAGAUAGACCUUUUUGCGCAUCCUCGGGAAAUCCAGAAGCACUGAAAAUUUCAGUUUCAACCAAUCCAGGACAAAUGCACUGUUCAGAUUAUAU